This is a messenger RNA of Chaetomium globosum CBS 148.51, 2160 nucleotides long. RefSeq lists its product as uncharacterized. Gene Ontology annotation, molecular function: peptide-N4-(N-acetyl-beta-glucosaminyl)asparagine amidase activity; carbohydrate binding. Gene Ontology annotation, biological process: protein quality control for misfolded or incompletely synthesized proteins; protein deglycosylation; glycoprotein catabolic process. Gene Ontology annotation, cellular component: nucleus; cytosol. The record is from RefSeq and is a predicted model, not a curated record. The transcript is spliced from 4 exons. Bases 1 to 2160 code for a protein of 719 amino acids. Lineage: Eukaryota; Fungi; Ascomycota; Sordariomycetes; Sordariales; Chaetomiaceae.
AUGGCGGCGCCAAUACACCUCCGGGGCAUGCCUCGUAUGAGCCGCAUCCUCGCCAUCGCUCUGUUCUGCACCUGUAUCCUUUAUCUACUUUCCCAUUAUGACUUGAGCCUCGGAGCGUCACCGUUCCCCUCCUUUGGAUCCAAACCCAAGGAUGACAUUCUCCGUUUUGUCAACCCCCUUAUCGGGACAGCCAACGGCGGGCACGUCUUCCCCGGCGCCACCCACCCCUACGGCAUGGCCAAGCCCGUAGCCGACACCCUCUCCCGCGCCGAAAACGCGGCCGGCUUCGUGUCCGACAGCAACCCGAUCCUCGGCUUCUCGCACAUGCACGACUCCGGCACGGGCGGCCAGCCGUCGCUCGGCAACUUCCCGCUCUUCGUGCACCCGGGCUGUCCCGGCGACGACCCGUCGCGCUGCGCCUACUCCGUCAUGGACCGCCCGACGGACCGCGUGGAGGGGUCGGUGUUCGCGGCGCCGGGGUAUUUUACCGUCAAUUUGACGAAUACGGUGCGCGCGGAGAUGACGGCGACGGAGAGGGUGGCGUUGUAUCGGUUUGGGUUUUUGGGGGUGGGGACGGUGGAUGUGAGGAGGGUGGAGGGGGAGGAGGUGGUGCGGGGCGUGCCGUACUCGCCGGUGGUGGUGGUGGAUUUGGUGGAUUUGAUGAAUAGUCGGAGUACGGGGGGGAUUCAGGUGUUUCCCGAAAGUGGGCGGGUGGUGGGCCAUGGGACGUAUGGGCCGUCGUUUGGGGCGGGCAAGUAUUCGGCGUACUUUUGUGCGGAUUUUAGGGGGGCGGCCAUUCGGAAGACGGGGACGUUCACGACGAAUGAGGCCGUCGAGGAGCCCAAAUUCUUGGAUAGCGUUGGGUCGGGAUAUCAUAUGCCGACGGGGUCUGCGGGUGCGUGGUUGCAGUUUGAGGCUCCCGCGAAUAACUCGCUGCUGGCGAGGGUCGGGGUGUCGUUCAUGUCGGUGGACCAGGCGUGUGACAACGCCGAGAGGGAGAUCCCUGAUUGGCAUUUCGAGAGGGUGGAAAGUGAUGCCCGGAAGGAGUGGCGGAAGAAGCUGGGUGCGAUCGAGAUCGAUGCUACGGGAGUGAGCGAGGAGCUGCAGACUACCUUUUGGUCGGGUUUGUACCGGACCAUGCUGUCGCCGCAGAACUACACGGGGGAGAACCCGCUGUGGAACUCGACAGAGCCAUACUAUGACUCUCGAAACAUCCGAACUUGGGGGCCUCUGGCGGGCGCGGCAGACUCAUCUGCUGGGCACGAGGCUCGGCCCAGGGGCUCGGCCACGAAGCCCGACGCCGCCAAAUACCGACGGCGCGGCGGCAACUGGCGCAACUACUGGAACCCCACCCAGCGCGACGUCUUCAAAGACGCCAACGGCGACCUCACCCAAACCGACUUCACCGGCUUCAUGCAGGCCCGCCUGACCAACGGCUCCUUCCGCUACACCAACACCCGCGCCUGCUCCCCCGUCCAGGACAUGCACUCGUGCUACUACGACACCGGCCUCGACACGUACGAAGGCAGCCCCUGGUUGUACAGCUUCUACGCGCCGCAGGACAUGGCCACCCUCAUCCACGUCAUGGGCGGCCCCGACGCGUUCGUCGAGCGCCUCGCCUACUUCCACACCAGCGGCAUCUCCUACCUCGGCAACGAGCAGGGGUUCCUGCCCGUGUUCCAGUUCCACUACGCCGGACGCCCGGGGAUGAGCUCCCGCUUCGUGCGCGAGUACAUCCCGGGGCAGUUCAACGCGACGGUCAACGGCAUCCCGGGCAACGACGACUGCGCCAUGGGCGCGUUCAGCGCGUUCGCCAUGAUGGGGUUCUUCCCCGUGGCGGGCCAGGACGUGUAUCUGCUGUCGACGCCCUUUUUUCCUGAGGUGCGGCUCAAGGCGAAGCAGAAGGGGAAGUGGGCCGUGAUAAGGGUGCGGGAUUAUGAUCCUGAGGGCGGGAGGAAGUAUAUCCAGCGGGCGAGGCUGAAUGGGAAGGAGUAUACGAAGAAUUGGAUCACCCACGACUUUUUCUUGAAGGGGGGCGUGUUGGAGCUUUGGGCGGGCGAGGAAGAGGGGAGCUGGGGGACGAGAGAGGAGGAUCUGCCGCCGAGUUACCCUAUCCAGUGGGGGGAGGGUCCGGGAUUGGGUGAGGGAUUACAGGAGUAA